Molecule: messenger RNA, 2971 nt
Organism: Quercus robur (English oak)
Lineage: Eukaryota; Viridiplantae; Streptophyta; Magnoliopsida; Fagales; Fagaceae
Product: scarecrow-like protein 22
Exons: 1
Coding region: 586-2784 (732 amino acids)
Biological process (GO): regulation of DNA-templated transcription
Cellular component (GO): nucleus
Molecular function (GO): DNA-binding transcription factor activity; sequence-specific DNA binding
Source: RefSeq, a predicted model, not a curated record
GAGAGAGAGAGAGAGCACUUUCCCACUUUUAAUCUUUUAUAUAUUGCACGCAUCCAUAGCAACCAGAAAACACAAGGAAGACAGAGUACUCCAAAGAGAAGAGAGAGAAAACCCCACCAAAGGCUGUUUUUUCAAGUAAACAACGCCACAAAGAAGAAAAAAGAUGGUGCCAAAAAAUGGGUUUGUGCUAUAUUACAAAAUUUUAGAGUCCUAAAUACAUACAGAAAAUAAGAAGUAGAAGAAGCAUCAGCAGGAGUUUGAGUUUGAGCCUUUGAGGAGUGUGGUGAAAUGGGUUUGUUCAUGUUGAGCUGUGCAUGCAUAUAACAAGUGUCUGUCUGUCUUUUGUGUCAGAAAAUUUAAAGCUCCAAAAUUUGAUUUUGUUUCUUACCUUUACUCACUGUCUGCCUCUCUCUCUCUCUCUCUCUCUCUAUGCAUACGGUCUAGUUGAUAAAAUUCACACCAAACCCAUUUCUGUUUUGUGCUUUUUGAAAGUCUUUGGUGGUGGGGUUCUUGUCUUUCAAAAACUGGAGGGUUUUGGGGUAUUGAGUUCUUGUGAAUUGUUGUUGUUUUGGUUCACUUUCUUAGAUGAAGGCCAUGCCCCUACCCUUUGAGGAGUUUCAAGGGAAGGGGGUGUUAGAUUUCUCUACUGCUUCUUCAGAUUCAUUUCCCCAUCUCCACCGUCUUUACCAACAACAGCAACUACAAAAGUGGCACAACACCAACAAAGAAAAUUGCUAUGUGGGCACUGAGCCCACCUCAGUUCUUGACACAAGAAGCCCCAGCCCUCCAACUUCAACCUCAACUCUGUCUUCCUCUCUUGGCAACGGUGUGGCUUCAACAACAGCAACAGCAAAAGCAGCAGCAACGGCCUCAGAGAGUCACCACCAACCUUCUUCCCAAACUAGCUUAGACAUAGGUGAAAAAUGUGGGCUUGGAAUGGAAGACUGGGAAGGUGUGUUGUCUGAUUCCUCAUCAGGUCAAGAACAGUCUAUUCUGAGAUUGAUUAUGGGGGACGUUGAAGACCCAUCUCUGGGUCUCAACAAGCUCUUGCAUCAAGACCUUGAAUUCAAUUCAGGUUUUGGUAUGAUAGAUCAAGGUGCUGCCUUUGGCUGCCUUGAAAUGCCCAACAAUUUGUUGCCUAGCAUUGACCCUUCUGCUGAUUUUCCAUUCAAUGGUGGUGGCACCAAUGCAACCAGGCUUGGCUCAGUUUCGACCCCAAAUCACAGCCCCAUGUUCUCUGUUGCAACAAGUAAUAAUCUUUUGCCAGCCUCUCUAUCUCAUUCACCAGCCAUGUUUCAUCAUCAACAACAACAACUGCAGGUGCAAACAAUUGAAACUGUAGAUGAGAAGCCACAGAUUUUCAAUCCCCAGAUGAUACACCCGAAUCAAGCCCAGUAUGCUCAAAACUCGGCUUUGUUUAUGCCUUUGACAUAUGCCCAAUUGCAAGAGCAUCACCUUGGUUCAUCACCACUGGCAAAAAGGCAUAAUCUUGGGGGUAUUGGGCCUAAUUAUCAGGUCCCCAAGUCACCGUUUUCGGAACCGGGGCAAGAGCUUCUUCGAAGACAGCAAAAUCAGCUUCAGAUGCUUCCUCAGCAUAUCCAGCAGAGGCCAAUGAUGGUUUCAAAGCAGAAAAUGGUGUGCAAUGAAUUGGCAAACCAACAGCAACAGCAACAGCAAUUAUUAUUUGAUCAGUUAUACCAGUUAGCAGAGCUGAUAGAAACUGGGAAUAAUCCGGUACUCGCGCAAGAGAUAUUGGCGCGGCUCAAUCACCAGCUCUCUCCAAUUGGUAAGCCUUUUCAAAGGGCUGCUUUUUAUUUCAAGGACGCCUUGCAAUUCCUCCUUCAUAAUACUAAUAGCAAUGCUUCUUUGAAUAUGUCAUCACCACCACCACCACCACCUAUUAGUCUAAUUUUCAAGAUUGGUGCUUACAAAUCAUUCUCAGAAGUCUCUCCUGUACUUCAGUUUGCCAAUUUUACUUGUAACCAAGCUCUUCUUGAAGCAUUGGAUGGCUUUGAUACCAUUCACAUUAUUGAUUUUGAUAUUGGGUUUGGUGGACAAUGGGCUUCUCUUAUGCAAGAGCUCGCCUUGAAGCAAGGCGGUGGUCCAGCUCUUAAAAUCACUGCAUUUGCAUCCCCAUCCACACAUGAUGAACUCCAGCUUGGUUUCACUCUAGAAAACUUGAAACAUUUUGCUUCUGAGAUUAACCUUGCAUUUGAGUUUGAAUUUUUAAGUUUUGAGUCCUUGAACUCUGGUUCUUGGCCAUUGCCCCUUCAUGUAUCGGGGAGUGAGGCAAUUGCAGUGAAUCUGCCAAUUGGUUCCUUUUCCAACUACCCUUUAUCGCUUCCUUUGGUUCUUGGCUUUGUAAAGCAGCUCUCACCGAAAAUUGUGGUCUCUCUGGAUAGAGGUUGUGAUCGAACUGAUCUCCUUUUCCCCCUCCACAUAAUUCAUGCCGUUCAAUCUUAUUCGGGCCUGCUUGAAUCGCUGGAUGCUGUUAAUGUCAACCCAGAUGCCUUGCAAAAGAUUGAGAGAUAUUUGCUACAACCGGGAAUUGAGAAAAUUGUGUUGGGUCGUCGCCGUUCACCUGAUAGAACGCCUCCAUGGAGGGGUCUUUUUUUGUCAUCUGGAUUCUCCCCAUCGACAUUCAGCAACUUCACCGAGUCCCAAGCAGAGUGUCUGGUGCAGAGGACUCCAGUUCGGGGAUUCCAUGUCGAAAAGAAGCAAACUUCACUUGUUCUUUGCUGGCAGCGAAGGGAGCUUAUCUCAGCUUCAGUUUGGACGUGCUGAGAAGAGUUGCAUUUUGGAAUUGGUUUUACAACUACCAAUUAAUUUUUAUUGCCAGGGUGCUUCAUAACUUACUGUUUUAGUGGAUCUCUUUUUUUUUCUUAAACUCUCUCGCCUGUUGUUCUUCUAUGCUAAUUGUCUAUGCACAUUAGGCCAAUGUUGCCAAUCAAGAAACCAAAUAUUUUAGUAA